Molecule: messenger RNA, 1773 nt
Organism: Trichoderma asperellum CBS 433.97
Lineage: Eukaryota; Fungi; Ascomycota; Sordariomycetes; Hypocreales; Hypocreaceae
Molecular function (GO): copper ion binding; oxidoreductase activity
Source: RefSeq, a predicted model, not a curated record
AUGGGAGCUUCUUAUAGCUAUCCAAGAGCAAAGAGAGAGGUCUCCGUGACCAACAGUAGACUCUCACAAAAACAAACAAACGGCCUAUCUGUUCUGGGAGCCUUGUCUGCUCCAUUGCUCCCUUCUUUCCUUACCAACAAUCCAACCCCCAAUGGCUAUCCCUGGAGCACUCUCAACGCUAGCACCAACUACUAUGACACGAGUCCCAACACAGGCGUUAUAAGGCCUUAUGAAUUUACCAUCAGUCGUGGUGUCAUUGCUCCGGACGGAUAUCAGCGAAAUGUCCUCCUCGUCAAUGGUGCUUUCCCCGGCCCAUUGAUCGAGGCGAACUGGGGAGACAUUAUUCAAGUCACUAUGCACAACAACAUCACCGGGCCAGACGAGGGCACCGCACUGCAUUGGCACGGGUUUCUUCAGCAAGGAACACCGUGGGAAGAUGGAGUGCCCGCUGUGUCGCAGUGUCCUGUGCCCCCGGGGAGCAGCUUCACGUAUCAGUUCAAGGCAAGUCUAUAUGGCACCACUUGGUACCACUCGCACUUUUCUUCUCAAUAUGCGGGUGGUCUUGCGGGUCCGAUGGUUAUUCAUGGACCGAAAUCACAAAAAUACGAUGUUGAUAUUGGCCCUAUUAUGUUGUCUGACUGGUAUCAUGAUGACUACUACGACCUGGUAAAGAAAACAAUGAGCAAUGUGACAGGGGCCAACUUAUUCCCGUCCGACAACAACUUGAUCAACGGCAAGAUGUACUUUGACUGCUCCAAGGUCACAGAUGGUACACCUUGUACCAAUGAUGCUGGUAUUGCAAAAUUCCGCUUUAAGCGAGGCAAGACCCAUCUCCUUCGUCUCAUCAAUAGUGGAGCUGAAGGUCUCCAGCGCUUCUCCAUUGACGGCCACAAGAUGACUGUCAUCGCAAACGACUUUGUCGACGUCAAGCCCUAUGAGACCGAAGUUGUUACGCUUGGGAUUGGCCAACGCAGCGAUGUCCUCGUUAAAGCAGACGGUAAACUUGACGCUUACUGGAUGCGUAGCAACAUUAGCACCAAAUGCUCCAUCACCAGCCAGCCCAAUGCCCUUGCUGCCAUCUACUAUGAUAAUGCAGACACGAACAAGGCUCCAAAGUCUGCUCCAUGGGAUGCUCCUGAUCCGGGAACAUGUGUAAACGACGACUUGUCGUUGACGGAACCUGUCAUGAGGCUCCCUGUCCCUGAGCCGGCCGUGACGCAUGAUAUAGAACUGAAGGUGUCUAAAAACGCGACAGGUCACACUUUAUGGACGCUAGAUGGCGAGUCUUUUAGGGGAAAUUUCAACAGCCCGACGCUGCUGCUGAGCAAUCUGGGGAAUCUUACGUUUCAGCAGCAGUGGAGCGUGAGAAACACCGGCAGUGCAAGCAGUGUUAGAAUAAACCUCAUGAACAACUCUCCCGCUAGCCACCCCAUGCACCUUCACGGCUUCAACAUGUACAUCCUUCACGAAGGCCCUGGCGAAUGGGACGGCAAGACAAUCGUCCGGCCAUCCAAUCCCCAGCGCCGAGAUGUCUUCUUGAUCCGCGCAGGAGGCCACGCCGUAAUGCAGUUUGAUGCCGCGGAGAAUCCAGGCGUGUGGCCAUUCCACUGUCACAUCGCGUGGCAUUCUUCAGCAGGGUUGUUGACGCAGUUUCUCACGAACCCAGACGAAGUGAAAAACCUUGCAAUUCCUAAUGUGGUGGCAGAGACUUGCAGGCAGUGGGGAAGGUGGACGAAUACGAAUAUUCCGGACCAGAUUGAUAGUGGCUUGUGA